CCACAAUCCCGGGAUAGCAGGGAGGGGGGGGAGGCGAACUGCAGCCUGUGAUUCAGCGGAACAGGGUGUCCAUCCAUCUGUGCAUCGAGCAGGAAUUUAGGACUUGGCGGGUCAGUACAAGGGAACCGGUUUUACUUCUCUCUUCAAUAUGAGGAAGGAGAGGAAAUGGAGGGCGGCUGCCUGUACAGGAAGUCUAAUGCAAAGUUCCACUCACUUCCUGGGUACCCACAAUGCUCUCUGGCCAGUGGGGUGGUCAACUUCUUCCUGGCUCGUACAGAUGCUGUACAGAGGGUGGGAUUUGACCCCAAGCUCCAGAGGGUAGCGCACUCAGAGUUCUUUAUGGAUGGCCUGGGCUCCUUGCUGGUUGCCAGCUGUGACCAUGUGUCCAUUGGCCAUCAGCCCAAAACAGCCAACGAAAAGGAUGCAGCUCGCUACGCCAGCUUCAGAAAUCCUUCACACGGUGACUCAGAGUUCAAACUGCAGCUUCACUUCUUCAAAAACAACCUCAAGUGUAUCCGAUAUGGAUAGAACACAACUGGAAGACAUUGAAGUCACUGGUUGUACCUAUUGACUUUAUUCACAUUAUUUAAUAACCCAUAAAGAACAUUAUGAAUUUGGAAGCUGCUGUAAUAAUAAUAAUAGUUUAAUUUAGUAUAAUGACAAAGGUGCCACCACUGAAAAAUUAAAUGAGAUAUUAGAUUUAAAUAGCUUUAAUCAAACACACUCAAAUUUACUCAAAGGGAAAUCCAACAUUUACUUUUCAAUUGAUUGUUUUUAACCAACAUUUAAGCCAGUAGAUACAGACUUCGUUCUAUCAAAAUGAUAAAAGGUAAAGAAACAUCUAAAAAUAGUAAUCCUGUUCUUACUAAAGGUUUACAUGUGUAUGUUGAUACAAACCUAAGAACUUAUGCAUAAAACCCUUUUUCAAAAAGAUAAAGGUCAUAUUCUCAUUUAGGCUGGGUCAAUGUAUAUAGCCUAAUACAAAACAAAACUUGUGAAAAGUUGAAAUCUUCUUUAAAAUGAAACACUAGUAUUACAGUGCAAGGUAUGCAAGUAUAAAACAUUUAAACGGCUCGAUUUGCGAAAAGCUAUUUCUCAAAGGACCUAACAUUCUGUGCUAAGGAAGAAAAAUGUCACUGUUUACAAUGCCCCAGGAAUCACUGCGGUCUGGAGAUCCAGCACCUGUAUGUUACAGUUUUCUGCUGAAACACAAACAUUCUGAGUCUUUGGAUUCUGAUUUUUGAGGCACUACUUCAUUACCACUUGUAGCCAAUGCAUUUACCAAGUGCACCAAACGCAGGCUCUCUGCUUUACACUCAAUUUGUAAUUUAAUAACACAUUUUUGAAAAACCUUAAACACACUUACUGCUUUACACUCUGAAAUUCAAUAACACACGUCUAGCAAAACUGUAAUAUUUAUUUUGCUUCACUAUUUUCUUAAUUAGCAUCCCACACUGACACAUGUGAAAACACUUUUAGAUAAUAGAGUUUUUCUCAAUUGCUAAGACUGGUAACUGGUAUUUACUUGAUCUCUAUCAACUUCUUAGCACAGCAGAUGUUAACAUGUUUUUAUUGGUUUCACACAGUGCUGUCCUUUUUUUUCUUCUGAAACACUAACAGUGAUUCAUGAAGCACUAUUUCAGAAAACAAAACAAAUUACUUUCUUAACGCUGCUUUACACAAAGUUUACAAUUCAACAACACCAUAGCCGGAGAUCCACAUUAUAUAUGGUCAUUGCAAAUACCUGGAUCACACUCAGAGAACUACAGGACCACAUAGCGGCAGGUAACACAAUGUUCCAAAACAUCACCAGAGUUAGUCUCUCUUCAUUGGGUGAAGCCGCUGUAUAGAGUCUCGUUCAACAUACAGUAAAGUUAAUUUGUGUAAAACAAGUGAGGAAUACACAUCCGUAUUUUACACAUUCGGGCACCUGUAUUUGUGGGUUUUAAUUGUACUACAUGCAUGACAAAACUUUAUCGCAAACUGCUAUGCCUUCACACAGAAAACGCAAAAGCAAAAGCGUUAUUUUAUUUUUACUUGUAGUUACUGCUUUGUGUCCAUUUGGGUGUACUGUAUUGUUACAAAAAUACAAGUUUGAAGAGUUUGAAGAGUUUUGCAAGAAUUGUUGUCUUUUGCAUAAUAUGUAUAAUGUUUUAUUUUCCUCUUUUGUCAGCAGAAAAUUUCGCCAGUCCA
This is a messenger RNA of Micropterus dolomieu (smallmouth bass), 2193 nucleotides long. Its product is annotated as beta-1,4 N-acetylgalactosaminyltransferase 2-like. The transcript is spliced from 3 exons. The record is from RefSeq and is a predicted model, not a curated record. Gene Ontology annotation, biological process: UDP-N-acetylglucosamine metabolic process; UDP-N-acetylgalactosamine metabolic process. Bases 166 to 528 code for a protein of 120 amino acids. Lineage: Eukaryota; Metazoa; Chordata; Actinopteri; Centrarchiformes; Centrarchidae.